ACCCACGAGACUCCACCUUCCAGUAACAAGAGAUGAUUUAUCAUCAGCACACAGUCGACAGAGAGGCACAGAAAUCAGCCGAUGCUUUCACAAAGCCUUUGCAUCUGAUGUGAAAGUGUUUUAUAUUGCGCAAAAGGAUAAGGAAAACAAAGAUCCACGCGUGGGAGAGCACGAGAGAGAAGACGGUUCAGUUUACAAGUGGGGAGCAGCGCAAAUAUAGCGAUGGAGACGGAUGUACUGGUGCAUGUGAUAGAUUCAUGAUUGCAUGAAAGCUUUUCCGUCGAAUUAAAAAAAAAAAAAAAUCUAUGCAGUGUUAAAUUAGAAAUAUAGCAUGUGCUGUCAGGUUACGAGUAUUCCGUGAUAAUUAAGCUUAGAAUCUUCGUUGCAUGUUCCGAAAUUAAUCAAAGCACCUUUUUUUUUUUUAACACAUUUUUACACUUUGUUAAUGUAAUGUAGAUGAUGGCUUCCUGACAAGGAUCAAGCAACCAAUGCAGAGUGCCAGAUGCAAAUCUGCUAGAGGAAAAAACGAAUUGGAAAUGGAACUCAGGCAUUUUACAACCCACUUUUGGAGGCCUCGGUCAUACUAACCCCUGUAUGAACUGCUGUUUCCAGCACCACGGACAGCGACCAUGAACAGGUUACGCAGGAAAGCAUGUGUGGCUCUUCUACUUUUCACUUUGUUUAUUUUUGGUACUAUGAUGGGCCUACGAACCCUCAAACCCACGGAUGGCUUCUCGGAUCUUGCUCCAGGAAUGGAGCUGAUGCCUUUGGUCGGAGAGCGAAUGGACCAGAGACCCAAUCGUGUAGCUGAAUCAGCGGGUCAGAAUGGUGGUGUGGGCAGUGACACUAAGAUAGUGUUCUCCAACUCUGGUCCCGACCACAGCAUAUUCUAUGACAUUCACAUCUUCUAUUAUUUAUGGUAUGGCUCGCCACAGAUGGACGGUAGUUACAUACACUGGGACCAUGUACUAGUGCCACACUGGGACCCCAAAAUAGCUUCCAGUCACCCUAAAGGACGACACAGUCCUCCAGAUGACAUUGCAUCCAGUUAUUACCCUGAACUAGGACCCUACAGCUCCAGAGAUCCAGAUGUCAUUGAAUCCCACAUGGCGCAAAUCGAAGCUGCGGCUGCAGGUGUGGUGGUCCUGUCCUGGUACCCGCCUGGUGUGGCAGAUGAACACGGCAAACCCACAGAGGAUCUAGUGCCAGCUGUAAUGGAUGCUGCUCAUAAACACAGUAUCAAGGUUGCGUUUCACCUGCAGCCCUACAAAGGCCGGACAGACCUCAAUGUGCAUGACAACAUCAAAUACAUCAUUGACAAAUACGGGACACACAGAGCUUUCUACAGGUUCAAGUCCAGCGCUGGGAAGAUCCUUCCGCUCUUUUAUGUGUACGACUCGUAUCUCACCCCACCGGAGACCUGGGCUGAGCUGCUGAGCGUCAGGGGCUCUCACAGUCUCCGAGGAACGCCUUACGAUGGCAUCUUCAUCGCCCUCAUCGUGGAGGAGCGUCACAAGCAGGACAUCCUGGCUGGAGGCUUCGACGGCAUGUACACCUACUUUGCUUCUAAUGGCUUCUCCUUUGGAUCUUCUCACCAGAACUGGAAAGCUAUUAAAGCAUUUUGUGACAAGAACAACUUGCUGUUUGUGCCUAGCGCUGGACCUGGCUAUGUGGACACCGCCGUCCGGCCGUGGAACAACCACAACACGCGCAACCGAGUGAAUGGACGAUAUUACGAGACUUCAUUGCAGGCAGCGAUGUCCAUAAGGCCUGAUAUUAUCACAGUGACGUCGUUUAAUGAGUGGCAUGAAGGAACUCAGAUUGAGAGGGCCGUGCCCAAGAAGACUGUGGCCCGUCUGUAUUUGGACUACAAACCCCAUCAGCCAGACCAUUAUCUGGAGCUCACCAGGAAGUGGGCAGAACAUUUCAGUAAGGAGAAAGAGCAGUGGCUUAUGUGAUUGGGUUUUCAUUUAGAAGGUUUGCGCAUGUUAUUGAAGUUAUCAACGUUAUCGAUUACUUUCUUUCAAUUUUGAUAUGGUCUUCUUUUUCUCUCACUCUGUCUACUGAUAAACGAUUGAUUUACCGUCAAUUUUCUUGCAGUUUCAGUGCAAGCAUUUGCAAGAACAAUUCGCCCAAACAUGAACAUUCUGUCAUCAUUUUUGUGAUUACAAAUCUAUACUGCAUUUGAUUUGUCAAUAUAUUUUUGGAAGCUGAAAACCCCUUUGCAUCUGUCCAAUUUCAUUCAGUCAAGUGCAUAUUCAUACAUGGGACAUCACAACUAGCACAAGACAAGUGAGACAAGCAGUUUGGCAUCACUGACAUCAAACCUGGCGGGAAAUGUCUUGAUGUGCCAUAUUUGAGUGAAUAUGACUGUAAACACAAGGCUAAUACACUGUUUUUGUAUGCUUUAAUGGAUUUUAUGUUUUUUCUCUUGUUUAUUUUUGGACUUCAGCAGCAUGCAUCCUCAUUCCCUGUCAUUGUAUGGAGAAGAGAAGUGUGGACAUUGUGCUAUAUGCCUGCUUUUGUAUUCCAAGCAUGGUUUGAAAGUACACAGAGCUGGGUGAAUUUACAAUUGAAGCUAUUUCUUUAAGAUUAUACACUGAAUCUGACUUCUAGCAGCAACAGUGAGGCCUCAGUAUUAAAAUAAUACUUUUAUUGUGUGUUUGGAUUACAUU
This is a messenger RNA of Carassius auratus (goldfish), 2675 nucleotides long. Its product is annotated as glycoprotein endo-alpha-1,2-mannosidase-like protein. Gene Ontology annotation, molecular function: alpha-mannosidase activity. The coding region runs from base 630 to 1958 and encodes 442 amino acids. The transcript has 4 exons. Lineage: Eukaryota; Metazoa; Chordata; Actinopteri; Cypriniformes; Cyprinidae. The record is from RefSeq and is a predicted model, not a curated record.